Molecule: messenger RNA, 1084 nt
Organism: Gopherus evgoodei (Goodes thornscrub tortoise)
Lineage: Eukaryota; Metazoa; Chordata; Testudines; Testudinidae
Gene: NME1
Product: NME/NM23 nucleoside diphosphate kinase 1
Exons: 5
Coding region: 231-686 (151 amino acids)
Biological process (GO): UTP biosynthetic process; GTP biosynthetic process; CTP biosynthetic process
Molecular function (GO): nucleoside diphosphate kinase activity
Source: RefSeq, a predicted model, not a curated record
CACUCGAUGGUAUUAGAGUCGCUCUGCUCCUUCCGCGACCCGAGACAAGAGUCCCCGUGGGGGUGGGGAGGAACACGGACCUCAUGCGGCUGCCCGGCCGGCUCCGGCCCGGGAUGCGCUGGGGCACGUGGGGGCGUGUUUAGAGCUGGGUGGUGGUGAGGCUGGGGGCGGUUUUGCGGCAGUUACCACCCGACCCGCCCAAGGGUCCAGGACUGCAGGUGAGCAGGACGAUGGCAUCCAUUUCUGAGCGCACUUUCAUUGCCAUCAAGCCUGAUGGAGUCCAGCGGGGACUAGUGGGAGAAAUCAUCAAGAGAUUUGAACAGAAGGGUUUCAAAUUAGUGGCCAUGAAAUUUAUGCAUGCCUCUGAAGACCUUCUGAAAGAACACUACAUUGAGUUGAAAGAUCGGCCAUUCUAUGCUGGUUUGAUUAAAUAUAUGCACUCUGGACCUGUUGUAGCUAUGGUGUGGGAAGGUCUUAAUGUGGUUAAAACUGGCAGAGUAAUGCUGGGGGAAACUAAUCCAACAGAUUCCAAACCUGGCACCAUCCGUGGUGACUUCUGUGUUCAAGUUGGCAGGAACAUCAUUCAUGGCAGCGAUUCUGUAGAAAGUGCUGAGACAGAGAUCAACCUGUGGUUCACUCCUGAGGAACUGGUUGAAUACACAAGCUGUGCUCAUCAGUGGAUCUAAGGACUAGUCUACACUGGCAACAUUAAAGCACUGUUGCUUGUGUUGUAGUGGGAGAGUGCUGAGAGAGAGCUCUCCCAGCGCUCUAAAAAACCCACCUCCACGAGGGGCGUAGCUUCCAGCACUGAUGCACUGUCUACACUAAUGCUUUAUGGCACUGUAACUUGUUGCACUCGGGGGUGUGUUUUUUCACACCCCCGAGAAAGUUGCAGCGUUGUAAAGUGCCAAUGUAGACAAGCCCUAAGAGUAAAACCUGGGUCCUAUUGCCAUUAUUCUUUAGUUAUUUCAAGGCACUUCUGUAUAAACUAGUGGAAAUCUCUCCCUCUAAUCUGUAUUGUGAAUAUUAUAUGUAACCAGUGUUAAUAACUGCUGCUCUAAUUAAAAAGCUAUUGAAUUAUUAA